Molecule: messenger RNA, 395 nt
Organism: Protobothrops mucrosquamatus (brown spotted pit viper)
Lineage: Eukaryota; Metazoa; Chordata; Lepidosauria; Squamata; Viperidae
Product: regulator of telomere elongation helicase 1-like
Exons: 4
Coding region: 15-395 (126 amino acids)
Source: RefSeq, a predicted model, not a curated record
AGCAGUUCCUACAGAUGUGCAGAGAACUGACUGGCAUGGCUUUCCCAGAGGAGAACAAUGAGAAACGGUGCCUUGAUUCUUCCAAGAAUGAAGCACCACAGCAGUUCCAAAAUCCAGACCCACAGGAAAUGGAGAGAAGGCCCAGCAGAUUACGAAAAUCCAUAGAUGAUGGCAGCCUACCUCUCUCUCCAAUAGGUGGUGGCUACAAGUGUGCUAAAUGCGGUUCUGAGCAUGAUGUGCCCUUUAAAUGCCAGCAGUGUUCCUUCACGUGUUGCAACAAAUGUUGGGAGAAUUCCUUGAAGCUUGUCAAGAAGUGCCCAGGAUGCCAAGCGGAUACCAAGAGAAGACACUUGGCCAUAUCUUACUGGCCAGAUCCCCCCGUGAACGACAAGUAG